GCUGGGACCUUGUGCCUUUCCGGAGACGGUCGGCGGUGGCUGAUUUCCCCCGUAACUCAGGCGAUCGGCAGCGACGACAGGGCUCCGUGUCCUUCCUCGGCCUGCAUCCCGCGCCGGGCUCACCGACUCCGCCUGUGCGCGCGGCCUGGCCGGCGCAGGGUGGGAAGGGGUUUCUCGGAUCCCCAGAAAAGUCUCGGACGAGCCACGAGCCCGUGGGCUGCAGGCUCCGCGCCUCCCGUGGGGUGCUCGCGGUGUGCGGGUGCAUCGAUUCACCGCCAGGCAGGAGCAGAGGACGGGCGGGGGUGGCCGGGGCUUGAUCCGUCUGGAGGAGGCUCGGGCUUGCCGAUCCGCGCAGCGGCUUUGUCACCGCGCUGCGCCGCGGGAAGCGCCCCAGUCCGCGGUAAUCGGGCCUCGUCUUCUUUGUAGAGCCAUGGGCAGCAAGAAGAAGGAGCUUGCCCUGCAGGUCAACAUCAGCACCCAGGAGCACUGGGAGGAAAUGCUGAGUUCCAAAGGACUAACUGUUGUGGAUGUCUACCAAGCUUGGUGUGGCCCCUGCAAGCCUGUGGUGAGCCUCUUCCAGAAGAUGAGGAUCGAAGUUGGCCUGGACCUUCUGCAUUUUGCCUUAGCGGAGGCCGACCGUCUCGACGUCCUCGAACAGUACCGCGGCAGGUGCGAGCCGACCUUUCUGUUCUACGCGGGAGGGGAGCUGGUGUCUGUGGUUAGAGGAGCGAAUGCCCCGCUGCUGCAGAAAACCAUCCUCGACCAGCUGGAGGCCGAGAAGAAGGUGCUGGCGGAAGGCGGACAGCGGAAAGUGAUUAAAGAUGCUGCCCUUUGUCAGGAAGAUGAAUGGCUUCCCCGUGAAAAGCACGACGGCGAGGACAAGGAUGUGGUCGCCUCGGAGAAGACCUGUACUCUGGCGAUCAUCAAACCAGAUGCGGUGGUCCAUGGGAAGACGGAUGAGAUUAUUAUGAAGAUCCAGGAAGCUGGGUUUGACAUUUUAACAAGUGAAGAGAGGACCUUGACGGAGGCAGAAGUACGGCUUUUCUACCAGCACAGAGCUGGGGAGGAGCUCUUUGAGAAGCUGGUCCGUCACCUGUGCAGCGGACCAAGCCACCUCCUGAUCCUCACCAGGACUGAGGGCACUGAUGAUGUAGUCACUGCCUGGCGAGCCCUCAUGGGUCCCUGUGACCCCAACAUGGCCAGGAAGGAGCAGCCUGAGAGCCUCCGAGCUCAGUAUGGCACUGAAAUGCCCUUCAACGCGCUCCAUGGAAGCCGGGACAGAGGAGACGCGCACAGGGAACUGGCCCUGCUCUUCCCCAGGUUUAAGUUCUCGGAAGGCGACGUGGAAGCCCCUCAGGGCGGUGAGGCUGGAGGAGCAGCGGGCCCUGUGGAGGUCCUCGGUCCCCCGGAGGACAGGGGCUAAGCACUGGCUGGGAGGCGCUGCCAGGGCACUGGUGUCUGCUGUGCAGAGCGCCCUCCGGAUGGAGCUCUUCUGAGCAGCGCGGCUUUGCUGGUUUAGCUCUUCCAUGGACAAGGCAGGAACAGCAUGUGCUGCCCCGUCUCAUUAAACGGCACAUGCGACGCCCUGCAGAACCCGCGUCUGGCUUUGCUCCGGCGGCUCAGUUACUCUGCCCUGCCGGGAGACCCGCACCGUGCCAGCUCCGAGGACACAGCUGGGAAGGACAGGGUCUCCCCAACAGGGCGUUGAGUUCAUGAAGCAACUUUGGAGCGCAACUUGGUCACUAUGAACAUGAAGGCAGGGUGACGACGUUGGCAGUGCCACACCAGGCACGGUGCCGUGGAGGCAGGUACAGAUCCCCUGUGAGCGCCUCCUCAAACUGCACAGGCAGCCAUGCGACGCGGCCACCCCUGCCCUGUGGGUGCCCACGAUCAGGGCGUGUGCACCGAGCAAUGCUUGGAAGUCUCCGCGGGGACCAGGGCUUCCUUCCCUGUUUCUUUGGUUGCUGAUUCUGGCUAAAGACUAA
Tupaia belangeri chinensis (Chinese tree shrew) is the source of this 1985-nucleotide messenger RNA. It is a transcript of the gene NME9, whose product is annotated as NME/NM23 family member 9. The record is from RefSeq and is a predicted model, not a curated record. The transcript is spliced from 11 exons. The coding region runs from base 431 to 1423 and encodes 330 amino acids. NCBI's taxonomy places the organism in Eukaryota, Metazoa, Chordata, Mammalia, Scandentia, Tupaiidae. Gene Ontology annotation, molecular function: nucleoside diphosphate kinase activity. Gene Ontology annotation, biological process: CTP biosynthetic process; GTP biosynthetic process; UTP biosynthetic process.